Messenger RNA from Ilyonectria robusta, 2841 nucleotides. RefSeq lists its product as uncharacterized. The record is from RefSeq and is a predicted model, not a curated record. Gene Ontology annotation, molecular function: zinc ion binding. The coding region runs from base 169 to 2706 and encodes 845 amino acids. The transcript has a single exon. Lineage: Eukaryota; Fungi; Ascomycota; Sordariomycetes; Hypocreales; Nectriaceae.
CUCGACUCGUCACCUACAAUCAACCACGCGACAGCGAUUUCCAAUUCACAACCACCACAAAUCUCACCCGGGCAUGGUUGAAAAGUUCUCCAUCUCCAUCGCCCAUGAGACCCGGCCCCGUCUGAAGUAGGAUGUCGCUGCGGUAGCUCCGUGCCGCCGCCGAUCAGCAUGCCGCCCGCGCAGCACCCGAUCGUCGGGCUGGCCUUUGUCCUCUUUCUCAUCUGGCUGAUAUUUCCCGACGGCGAGUACCAGAACGGAUCUCUCGCACUUUCCGACCUAGCCGCCGAGAGGCUCUCGAGGUUCCACGAUGCCCUUGAUAUCUUGAACACCUCCCGCUGGGGUGAUUUCACGCCAGUACCACUUGCGAGCGAGGAUGACGAAGCCACGCCCUCGUAUCUUAACCUCUCCGGAUUCCGAGCCGAGGAUAACUUUGCGUGGGAGGACCUGGAACGGUUCCGUGAGAGGAGCCUGGAGUUUAGUCGACAUGCCAUACCACCGGUGGCAGGGCAGGACUUGUGGGAUAUUGGCCAAGGCGAGGCAGUCUGGAUGAACGCAUCCGGGACGGUCCACGGCGAAUGGAUUCGACGGGAGGGCUCUGUCCCCAGGGGAUACGACAGCUACAACCUCACCCACAACGCCACUGGCAUGGAUUGGAUAGGAGACAAGGCUGACUGGGCCCGCAACAUAACAGGAAAGUCGGGGAGGAUGAUGCUACGAAUCGAUGGGAACAAGACGGUGUCGGAGUACGAGCAGCUGGCCGAGGAUAGCACGCCGGUCUCUGGGGGUCUGAUACGCAGCGUCAAGGGUACUACGACCAUUGAAGAUACCGAUGGCUCUGGUCACAACUGGGAGAUGAGGCUUUGGGGCGUCCACUGGCCGCAUCAGGGCGUCAUCCUCAUGACAACCACGAGCGAGAAGUUCGAGGGCAUCUUUGGUCUUCCGCACCUGACUCCAAGUGAGGACUUCUUUCAGUCGAGCCAGAGACUCUUGAAUCAGUCCCUGGCCCGCACAAUUGCCAGGAAGGAGGAAAAUAUCUACAUCGACCAAACCAUGCCCUGGACUUCGGAUCUCGAGAACCCCAUGUACACGACCAAUCCCUCGCCGCACUGCGAGUACAUCAUGUAUGCGCAAGUCCACCCACCGGGCCAACAGAUCCUUAACAUUGAUAUGGAUGACAUCUCGAGGGACACGAUGGAAAAUAUCAUUGGCGCCAUCGAAUCUGAGCUGCAAUCCCCCCAGGGUGCUCCCAUCCCAAAGGUGCCAAAGUUGCAGAUGUCAGUGGUCAUCUACUCCCCCGACUGCGCAUUCUUCCUCGAGUCCAAGGGGCCGCCCGACUUUAGCCCGAGCGAGGCUCACCACCUCAUGGGGAUGAAGACUGAAGUUCAUGUGUAUCAAAUCAAGACCUGGAUCCUGGUCUACGCCGUGGUGGUUUUUGCGCAGGUCAAUCUGCUCAAGAACCAGAUCAAGGAGUCUUGUACGCCGUCAACCAUGGGCCGCGUUAGCUUCUGGACGACCGCCAUCAUGGUCAUGGUCGACGGCAUGACGUUUACCGCCGCGGCGACGUGGGUGUCCUCUGCGGCAGCCACAUUUCUGCCGACACUGGCUCUCCUCUUCUCUGCGUUCCUGUCCAUGACCAUUGGUGGCAGCUUCUUGGCCAAGAUAUGGGAGGUCCAGCUCCCUGAAACGCGCCCACGACGUGACCGCGACCGAACACCAGGUAACUCGAGCAGCACCUCCAGCAGCGCGACAUCAUCCGCCGUAUUAACCCCCAAUCCUACGGGCUCCGGUCCGCUUCUCCCGGCCCCGGUGACCGCAGGCCGGCCGCCGAGACCUCCGUCUCCGCCCAUUAUCAUUCCGUCCGAUCAAGAUGUCGAUGCUGAAAUCGCCGACAGUGCGGCCGCUGUUCCUAAUACCACUACAGCGCAGCGUACCGCCCCGCCGCCGCAGUCAUUCCAAACCAUCGUUGGUCGACUCAUACUCUUCUCCCUGUGUGUCAUAUUCCUCGCCAUCUCCUCCACUACUUGGUAUCCGAGUGUCCGCUGCCUCUUUCUCAACGGUUGUACUCUCGCCUAUCUCUCCUUAUGGAUACCGCAGAUCUACCGCAAUAUCAUCCGCAACUGCCGCCGCGCCCUAGGGUGGCCCUUUGUGCUGGGUCAAUCCGUUUUGCGUCUGCUCCCCGUUGCCUACUUUUGGAUUAAGGAGGACAACUUCCUCUACGCCCAGCCUGACCGCCGCGCUUUUACUAUUUUCUGCAUCUGGGUCUGGCUCCAACUAAUUGUUCUUGCUGCCCAGGAUAUUGUCGGCCCACGCUUCGGCAUACCUGUCGGUUGGACCCCUGAGGCCUGGGACUAUCACCCUGUCCUUCGUGAGGAUGGCCUUGAGGCUGGCGGGCUGCCUAUCGGUCUGGUCUCUGAUGAUAAUCCAGACCCCGACCAUGGCACUGCAUCCUCGGCAUCCCAAGCGGAUGACGACCAAGCUGGGAAGCGUAGCUCCACCCGCACUAUGGACUGCGCAAUCUGCCGCGAGGUUCUCGAGGUGCCGGUCAUCUCAGCUGGUGACGAGGACUCAGGCGUAGCAGGCGUCUUUGCGCGCCGCUUAUACAUGGUCACGCCGUGCCGACACAUCUUCCACAGCGCAUGUCUAGAGGGAUGGAUGAGGUUCAGGCUGCAGUGUCCGAUUUGUCGAGAGGAGCUGCCGCCGCUGUGACGAUGAAACUUGUGUGAUGGGUUGUAUGAUUAGAUAUGGAUAGACCUGUUUCGAGGGCAUCUUGGCGUUGAAGGAAUGUUUUGUAUCUUGGACGAUAAAAGUCAUGAACAUUUGAUUGGUACUUGUAUGCAUGCG